AUGCUGUUUUUUUUUUACGAUCCCGCCUCACCCCUCUCCCCCUUCUUUUCCCUCCCCCCCAUCUUUCUCCUAAUCCCUCUCACCCCUCUCCCCUUUCUUUCCCCGCUCCCACCUCUCGCCUCGGCAGAAGCAGGAAACGGGGCGAGCAGGGGCGGCGGGGGGGCAGCAGGGGAGGUGCGGAAGAAGGCGAGGAUGAGCAAGUUCGGCAAGAACCCUUUCGUGGAGACCAGCUUCCUUCCCGACAGGGACCGAGAGGCGCAGGAGACAGCAGAGAGGGAGCGACUGGCCAAGCAGUGGAUGGCGGAGCAGGAACGGAUAAAGAACGAGCCGUUGGAGAUCACGUACAGUUUCUGGGAUGGGGCGGGGCACAGGCGAGUCAUCAAGGUGCGCAAGGGCGACAGCAUAGCGGACUUCCUGCGGGCGGUGCAGCAGCAGCUGGCGCCCGACUUCAGGGAGGUGCGGUCGGCGUCGGUGGAGGGGCUCGUGUACAUCAAGGAAGACCUCAUCAUCCCGCAUCAAUACACGUUCUACGAGCUCAUUGUGAACAAGGCGCGCGGGAAGAGUGGCCCGCUGUUCCACUUCGAUGUGCACGAUGACAUUCGCACCACGGGGGAUGCCACCAUUGAGAAGGACGAGUCCCACGCGGGAAAGGUGGUGGAGAGGCACUGGUACGACAAGAACAAGCACAUCUUCCCCGCCUCGCGAUGGGAGAUAUACGACCCGGCCAAGAAGUGGGACCGAUACACCAUCCACGGCAACUGA
Molecule: messenger RNA, 762 nt
Organism: Closterium sp. Naga37s-1
Lineage: Eukaryota; Viridiplantae; Streptophyta; Zygnematophyceae; Desmidiales; Closteriaceae
Source: the annotation of a GenBank genome assembly